AUGGGAGGAGUAGGGUGUUUGGUAUCUCACUUGGCUUCGGAGCGAAUCAAAAGGAGGAAGCCUUUUUAUCAGGAUCUGCUUUAUCCGCAUUUAUUCGGCCUCAGGGCAGCGGCUCAUCUACUGCUGGCUGCUUCACAGCACCAAUCCCGAAACAUCCAGUCGUUCCGUGUUUACGACGGUACUUUUUUGUCGGAUUCACCGUGGUUACGCUGGGACAUGUGUUUAUUGAAUUACUAA
Molecule: messenger RNA, 237 nt
Organism: Gongylonema pulchrum
Lineage: Eukaryota; Metazoa; Nematoda; Chromadorea; Rhabditida; Gongylonematidae
Source: the annotation of a GenBank genome assembly